This is a messenger RNA of Parastagonospora nodorum SN15, 639 nucleotides long. RefSeq lists its product as hypothetical. The transcript is spliced from 2 exons. The coding region runs from base 1 to 639 and encodes 212 amino acids. Lineage: Eukaryota; Fungi; Ascomycota; Dothideomycetes; Pleosporales; Phaeosphaeriaceae. The record is from RefSeq and is a predicted model, not a curated record.
AUGUCACAAUCAACCUCCACAAUCUCGCCUUUCAGCACUUUCCUGAUAGCAGUCUUCUUCCUCGUCGCCCUAUUCCCUAGCACAUUCGUCUCAAUCGCCUGGGCGCCGUAUAAUUCGCUUGUCGACUACGCGUUUCCCCUUCCACAAAAGCGCGAAAGCGUCGUUUGUACAAGUCCGAAUAUCUGCGUUGCCAACACCAUGUCUUGGUUCCAAAAACCCCUUACCCUCCCCUCCCGCUCGCGCGGCUCCUACCUCGUAACCGAGCACAUCCUCAAAGAGCUGCCCGAGAUAAAAUCCUACAAGACAGGCCUCCUCAACCUCUUCAUCCAACACACAUCCUGCGCGCUCUCGCUCAACGAGAACUUCGAUUCAGAUGUGCGCGCCGACAUGUCCGACGCGCUGGACCGCAUCGUGCCCGAGGACCCAGGCAGCAAGAAGGGCUUGUACAGACAUGAUGCCGAGGGCGCGGAUGAUAUGCCUGCGCAUGUGAAGAGUGCGUUGGUGGGCGCGAGUGUGACGAUUCCAAUCACGAAUGGCAGGCUGAAUACGGGGACAUGGCAGGGCAUUUGGUAUCUGGAGUUUAGGGAUGUUAAGCAUACGCGGAAGGUUGUGGCGACGAUUCAGGGGGAGAAAAUGUAG